UCUUCCACACCACCAAAGAACAAAGGAGAUGGAGGAGGGCGGCUCCUAAUCCCCAACCCCAAAGCCGAAACCAGCCGGGGUCGAGACCACCGACGAGGCCCCGGAGCCGGUGGAGGCGGAAGCGCCCGAUCCCGGAAUGGGCGAAGAAGAUGAAGGACGCGUCGACCGCAUCAGCAGCCUCCCCGACGCCGUCCUCGGCGACAUCAUCUCCCUCCUCCCCGCCGACGAAGGCGCCCGCACCCAAAUUCUCGCUUCCAAGUGGCGCCACCUCUGGCUAUCCGCCCCACUCAACCUCGACUGCGCUGACCUACUAGCCCGUUACAGUGAUCAUGGCAUUGGCGAGCAUGCUGCUGGUGUCGUAUCGCGCAUCCUUUCUUCCCACUCGGGUCCCGGUCGUCGCCUCCGCAUGGAGGGUGACCACUUCGGCCUCGAAGUUGCUACCAAUACUAUGGAUUCCUGGCUCCGGUCCGGCACUCUUGACAACCUGCAGGAGCUCCAGCUUGGAUAUUACUCAACGGAGGCACCGCUGCCGUCCUAUACCUUCCGCUUCGCACCCACCCUCCGUGUUGCCACCAUCAAAAAGUGCAACCUCCCCGACGGCACCAUCCAAGGGCUUCACUUUCCCCUGCUCAAGCAUCUCGGGCUUGAUUAUGUCAGCAUUUCGGAGUGCUCACUGCACAGCCUCAUUGCCGGUUGCCCCGCUCUCGACUGCUUGCUGAUGUUACAAAGCAUUGACUUCCGCUGCCUUCGGAUCAACUCCCGUACCCUUAGGAGCAUUGGUGUUGAUAAUGACAAUAGUGUUUACCCAAAUCGUGUCCAUUUAGAGGAACUCAUCGUCGAGAAUGCCCCUAGUCUUGAGAAGUUGCUCCGUCUUCAUUACGGCACUGGUCUGCAUGUAUCUGUAGUUUCAGCGCCUCAAUUGGAGACAAUAGGCUACCUUUCUGAUGGUGAUUACUGGUUUCAAGAUAAUCCCUACAGCAAACUCGUGUUUGGCUCCACAAUUAUUCAGGGAUUGCACGUUGACAAGCUGGCAAUGGUGAUCCUCACAGUAAAGACUUUAGCUGUCCAAAUGAAAACACUAUGUUUGGAUACGGUUAUUCAGUUGAUGACAUGCUUUCCAUGCUUGGAGAUGUUGUACAUUCAGAUUAAGGCAAGUAUGUCAAGGCCAAGCAAUUUGUGGGGUCGCAAACACCCGGAUCUGAUCCAAUGUCUUGAUAUCCGUCUGAAGAAAAUAGUGUUGGACUCGUAUCGUGGCAUCAAGUCCCAAGUUAACUUUGUUACUUUCUUUGUAUUGAAUGCCAGAAUGCUAGAGCUGUUGAUACUCGAGGUUCUUUCUGAACAUUACAAUCAGGAGUUCUUGGCAGAACAACGUACAGAGCUUCAGCUGGAGAAAAGGGCUUCAAUAGGUGCUCGGAUUCAUUUUACAACUCGUAAAUGUGUCCGCAGGCCCAAGGAUAUCAAACAUGUCCGAGAUUUGGAUUCAGUUGACCCAUUCUCAGUAGAGUGCUGA
Molecule: messenger RNA, 1510 nt
Organism: Triticum aestivum (bread wheat)
Lineage: Eukaryota; Viridiplantae; Streptophyta; Magnoliopsida; Poales; Poaceae
Product: F-box/LRR-repeat protein At3g26922
Exons: 3
Coding region: 137-1510 (457 amino acids)
Molecular function (GO): protein binding
Source: RefSeq, a predicted model, not a curated record